GCUCGUCUCCGGUUUCCCAUCGACUACCCCUACUCUCCUCCUGCCUUCAGGUUCUUAACCAAAAUGUGGCACCCCAAUAUCUACGAGACAGGUGAUGUCUGCAUCUCCAUCCUCCACCCACCUGUGGACGACCCGCAGAGCGGGGAGCUGCCCUCGGAGCGCUGGAACCCCACACAGAACGUGCGAACCAUUCUCCUGAGUGUGAUCUCCCUGCUGAAUGAGCCCAACACGUUCUCCCCAGCCAACGUGGACGCGUCUGUGAUGUACCGCAAGUGGAAGGAGAGCGAAGGGAAGGACCGGGAGUACACAGACAUCAUCAGGAAGCAAGUGCUGGGCACCAAGGUGGACGCUGAGCGGGACGGCGUGAAGGUCCCCACCACACUGGCAGAGUACUGCGUGAAGACCAAGACUCCAGCCCCGGAUGAGGGCUCAGACCUCUUCUAUGAUGACUAUUAUGAGGAUGAUGAGAUGGAGGAGGAAGCAGAGAGCUGUUACGGUGAUGAGGAUGACUCCGGCAAUGAGGAAUCUUGA
Molecule: messenger RNA, 531 nt
Organism: Acanthisitta chloris (rifleman)
Lineage: Eukaryota; Metazoa; Chordata; Aves; Passeriformes; Acanthisittidae
Gene: CDC34
Product: cell division cycle 34
Exons: 4
Biological process (GO): protein polyubiquitination; ubiquitin-dependent protein catabolic process
Molecular function (GO): ubiquitin conjugating enzyme activity
Source: RefSeq, a predicted model, not a curated record